AUGGACGGUCGACCGUCCGCAUCGUCCGAGGCAACGUCGUUCUUGACGCCGACGCCCAAGGAGCUCACGCGAGCCUACAUCCUCACCAGCAACAAGGGCAAGUUUGCCUGCUCCGACGACGUUGCAAUGCUCCGUCAUGUCCUGCGCUGGUGUCCGUGGGAAGCCGCGCAUGGCAGCGUCAUGGCGACGUGGGACCGCGUGGCCGAGGACGUUGCCCAGUCGCCCGACUUCAAGCUCAAAGGCAAGACGGGCGCCGCGCUCAAGUCGCGCUUUGAGACGCUUCUCGUCAAGUUUUGCGCCAACGACAUGCAGCGACUGCGCAAGCUGGGCACGCCCGCUGAGUUCGCCGAGCGCGAGGUCCUUUUGACAGAUAUCCGACUCCAAAUGCAGGGACCAUCCGAGGCCGACGAGACUCGGGCAGAAGAUGAAGACGAGGACGAAGACGAGAACGCGGGUUUGAUUGAGCUGGCCACAGCGUCUGGUGGCACAGUACGGGCCAUCGAGGUCUCGUCACUCUACGACGAUGAACCAUCGACGGCGAACGAGCCAAGGGCGGUCGACGGGCCGUCAUCCGCUAUUCAUGAGGCUGCGGUACAACGACCCAGCACACUCGAGCCAUGUACGCCAGACCAAGACAAUGGCUCGAGUUCUCGAUCAUCUGCCGAGUGCCCCCUGAAGCGCAAGGCGGCGACGCUCGAUGCCGAGGAAAAUUCUCUCAAUGCGUCGCUUGUACGCACGCUGUGUGAAAACCGCACCCGGGACGCGGCUUGCGCAGAGGCGACGCUUGCUCUGGCGCGGGAUCGUCUGGCAUUUGAUCGCGACCAAGCACGACAGCGGCUCGAGAUCGACCGGGAGCGGCUGGCUUAUGAGCGUGAGCGUCUCGAGGUCGAUCGGAAGCUGGCGAGCGUGUUAGCUGAGCAGGUGGCUCAGAACCAGCGCCUGCUUUUGGCCAUUGUGGACAAGCUCAGUGCCAAGUAGCCUUCUAGUCUUGAACGUUUUUGAAG
Molecule: messenger RNA, 1004 nt
Organism: Saprolegnia parasitica CBS 223.65
Lineage: Eukaryota; Oomycota; Saprolegniomycetes; Saprolegniales; Saprolegniaceae
Exons: 1
Coding region: 1-978 (325 amino acids)
Source: RefSeq, a predicted model, not a curated record